Molecule: messenger RNA, 1732 nt
Organism: Anopheles stephensi (Asian malaria mosquito)
Lineage: Eukaryota; Metazoa; Arthropoda; Insecta; Diptera; Culicidae
Gene: Timp
Product: tissue inhibitor of metalloproteinase
Exons: 4
Coding region: 650-1282 (210 amino acids)
Biological process (GO): negative regulation of membrane protein ectodomain proteolysis; negative regulation of endopeptidase activity
Cellular component (GO): extracellular matrix
Molecular function (GO): protease binding; metalloendopeptidase inhibitor activity
Source: RefSeq, a predicted model, not a curated record
GAGCAUGCUACGAGCGAAAGAGAGCGAGAGAGAAACGCAUCUCAGCCAAACGUUCGCUCGCGAGUAAACCGGGGCCAGGCACGCGCACAUUUCUUCAAAAGACCGUGCAGGUAUCGUUCACGAUCGCAGAACACGAUCAGAAAGCAACGGACUAGCAAGCGAGCUGGUUGUGAAUACGACGACACGCGCAUUGCGAUUGCGUAAAACCAUCCGCAUCCGGCGGAAAGUUGUAUCUUGUGAAUCUUGUGUGGGUGGAUAGCGCACCGUGUACGACGUGGUGUGUGAGAAAUUGUUGCGAAGAAAAGCCAUUUUUGUGGUUCCAACACAGCGCGGCUCGCAAAACUACGACGCAGUGAAGGUUUGCUCUGUAGUUGUUGCAAAACGAAAAAGGCAAUUGUUGCUUGAAAUCAAGCAAAGUAAGUUCGAACAAGUGCUCCUGUGAUACAGCGUGGUGAGCAAAUUCAAACAGCAAGUGUUAGUGUGCGUCGCAGCAGGCGGCGAGAAAAAUUCGCAGCAGAAAUUCGCCAAACAAAAACGAAGAACGUCAAGGACGAUUUCCGGCCACUUCUAGGCAGAAGCGAACGCGUCAACGCACGUGUCUUGCAGCAUUUCUUUUUUGUAGAAAUCAAAUCGUGAAAAUCAGACCACAAUGAAGGCUAAUCGUUCGUUACCGAUGCUGGCAGUGGUGGCCCUCGGUCUGCUGACGGUAUUGCUUCCCACGACAGAAUCCUGCAGUUGCUAUCAACAGCAUCCCCAGACGGCCUUCUGCGACUCACAAUACGUGAUCAUUGCACAAGUGCUUCGCCGUACCGCGUCCAACGAUCGCGCGCUGGAUGCGUACAAGAUUGCUAUCAAGAAAGAGUACAAGAUGAGUGACGAGGCUCGACAACAACUGCGCCACGGUAAACUCUACACACACGCGAUGGGUUCGAUGUGUGGCAUCAAGCUGGAACCGAACAAGCUGUACGCGAUCGCAUCCAACAGUGCACAGGUCGGUUUGUGUGACUUCGUUCGCCCGUACUCGGAACUGUCGAUCGUGGAAAAGCGUGGACUUGCCGGGAUCUAUCGUAAAGGCUGCAAGUGCAAGAUUGACGUGUGCACUCGCCCCAAAUGCACUCAGAAAGUUGGAUCCUGCAGCUGGUCACCGUAUAGUACCUGCGAAACGAGCAACAGUUCGUGCGUGCCGACCGGUAUUGUUAACGAGGACGGAACACCGAUCAAGUGCCACUGGCGUCGAUCACUACGGUACAUGCAGUGUUUGGCUAAGAAUGGUGGCAAGUAAUAGCGAGGACACCGAGACGCACGGAACUUACACGAAAAAACCCAAGUAUGGAGCGCACACUUACGAGCAGAAUGCUUCCCGAGCGUCAGAUGAGCUAGAUUGUUGUUAUAAACCGUUUAUAUAUUCUGUUUUUGUUCUCGAGCGCGCCCCCUUUCGACUGAACCGAUCAGUUGGGACGUUUAUUUGAACAGUCGGAAAGGUUUCCUAUCUAUAUAUAUAUUUAUCAAAACAGUUUACAGUUAGGGAAGCAUGCAUACUUUCGUUAAGUACAAAUUAUGAUUAGCCACAGUGUGUGUAAAUGUAAAGCGCACACACAGGACGAAUGAGUAAACAGCAGGACGAGGAAUGCUGCGUACAACCAGGACACGCGUGUGGACACCUUGUCGGAGAAUACCAUGAGGUGAUGAUGAUAUUUGCAUGAAUAAAUUAUUGGCUUAUAAUUAGUGUAAA